AUGGGCCAGUGGCAGUCAUCUCAGCCUUCCCACACCGGGCCCGCGCCCUCGGACACGCAUACUCAUGAGAAGAAAGACCCGUACCUGGCCAAGCCAAGCGGAAGUUGCUGCCUCAAAGGGACAAUCCACGAGGGCGAGCCGAGGGGGACCUGGGAAACCAUUGCGGGCGUCGAGACGUACAUCUCAACCCCGCCGGAGGGCAAGGCCAACGGCAACGUGCUGCUCUACUUUCCCGAUGUGUGGGGCAUGUUUACGAACGGGCUCCUGGUCAUGGACGCCUUCGCGGAUGCUGGGUAUACCGUCCUGGGCCUCGACUACUUCCGCGGUGACCCGGUCUGGAAGCAUCGCAAGAACCGACACGACAACAGCAAUCCCGAUUUUGACUACGAGGCGUGGAAGCGCAAACACACGGCGUUCGCCAACGAGGCUGUGCCCAAAUGGGUUUCCUGCGUCGCUUCACGGUACCGACAAGUGAACCCAGAGACCAAGUUCGCCUGCGUCGGGUACUGCUUCGGCGCGCCGUACGUGUGUGACGAGCUCGCCAAGGAGACGGUGGCCGCGGGCGCUUUUGCCCAUCCGGCUUUCUUGAAAGAGCACCAUUUCCGAAACAUCAAGAAGCCGCUCUUUCUUUCCUGCUCCGAGGUCGACCACACGUUCGAUGUGCCGUCGAGGAGGCGUGCUCUGGACAUCCUGCAGCAGGAAGGGAAAGUUUAUCACUACCAGCUAUUUUCCGGGGUAGAACACGGGUUUGCUUUGCGGGGCGACCCGAAUGACCCUUAUCAGCGUUACAAUUUCGUUGGCUGGGGGUCGUCGACGAUCCGACCAAGAGCAAGCCCCGUGCUGAAGAUCUUCGGUUUGCGUGUCCGGUGGCGGAGGAUUAGGCUGCUGCCAAAUCUACGUGUUUUGCCCAUGGCGCCCCCGAGAGCAUUUGAUUUCGCCGGCGAUGUGGCGAUUGUCACAGGCGCCGGUUCGCGAAUGGACGGCGAGAUUGGCAACGGCCGAGCGUCCGCCAUCCUGCUCGCGCGGCACGGCGCCAAAGUGGCCCUGCUCGACUACAACGUCGCGUGGGCCAACGAGACCAAGCGCAUGAUCGACGAGGAGGGCGGCAUCUCCGAGGUGAUCCAGGCCGACGUGACGGACGAGGAGUCGUGCAAGGCCGCGGUGGCCAAGACGGUCGAGCUCUUUGGAGCAGUGCAUAUCCUGGUGAACAAUGUGGGAGUCGGUGGCGCCAUGGGCGACGCCACCGUGGUUAAUCUGGACGCCUGGGACCGGGACUUCCGCAUCAACGUGACCAGCAUGGUGCUGAUGAGCCGGUAUGCGAUUCCCGAGAUGCGGAAGCAGGGGCGGGGCGCCAUCGUGAACAUGUCGUCUGUCAGCGGCCUACUCGGCGGCAAUCCCAGCCUGCUCUAUCCCACGACCAAGGGCGCAAUCAUCCAGAUGACGCGGGCCAUGGCCGCGCAGCACGGGCGAGAAAACAUCCGCGUCAACUGCGUGUGCCCGGGCAUGGUGUACACGCCCAUGACGCGCGGCCGCGGCAUGACGCCCGAGAUGAGGCAGGCCCGCAUCAACCAGAACCUGAUGAAGCUGGAGGGUACUGGUUGGGAUGUUGGCUACGCCGUCCUCUUCCUCUCGAGCAAAGAGGCAAGAUGGAUUACCGGGCUGAUCAUGCCCGUCGACGGAGGAGUAAGUAACACAACCCGAGAGACUCAAGCAAUUACAGUGAGGAGAAUGGUUCUGACAGACAGAUGCAGACCACAGCCGGGCGAGCCGACAGACCCGCGUUGA
Thermothielavioides terrestris NRRL 8126 is the source of this 1785-nucleotide messenger RNA. RefSeq lists its product as uncharacterized. Gene Ontology annotation, molecular function: hydrolase activity; oxidoreductase activity, acting on the CH-OH group of donors, NAD or NADP as acceptor. NCBI's taxonomy places the organism in Eukaryota, Fungi, Ascomycota, Sordariomycetes, Sordariales, Chaetomiaceae. Bases 1 to 1785 code for a protein of 594 amino acids. The record is from RefSeq and is a predicted model, not a curated record. The transcript has 10 exons.